Acanthamoeba castellanii str. Neff is the source of this 1011-nucleotide messenger RNA. Its product is annotated as Omethyltransferase domain containing protein. The coding region runs from base 1 to 1011 and encodes 336 amino acids. Gene Ontology annotation, molecular function: O-methyltransferase activity. The transcript is spliced from 8 exons. Lineage: Eukaryota; Discosea; Longamoebia; Acanthamoebidae. The record is from RefSeq and is a predicted model, not a curated record.
AUGGCGGAGCUUAUCAUGCAGAUCACCACUGGCUUUUGGGCUUCGAAGGCCCUCCACGCAGUGGUCGAAUUGGGCGUCGCCGACGCCAUUCACAACCAGGGCGGUCGGGCUUCGGCUGAGGAGAUCGCGGCUGUGGUUCCCGACGUGGACCCACGAGCCCUGUUCCGCGUGCUCCGCUUCGUGGCCGGCCUGGGCGUGCUCGACAUGCACUACACCGGGUCCGACGACGACGUGGACUACCACAAGACCUUCACGUUUGGGCUGAACGACACCACCCAACUGCUCCGUAGCGACGUGCCCAACUCUAUGCGCUCGGCAGUCCUGCUCGAGGCCAGCCACGCCCACUACACGGCGUGGUCGGGAUUCCUGCAGACGGUGAGGACCGGCCAGCCCUCGGUCAAGCACACCCUGGGCGCUGACUCGCUGUGGUCCUACAUUGAGGGCAACCCGCGACAGCAGCAGAUCUUCAACGCGGCCAUGACCAGCUACACCUCCCUUGAGAUCGACGCCGUGCUGGCCUGCUACGACUUCGCCGGCAUCACCUCCCUCGUCGACAUCGGCGGCAGCCUGGGCAGGCAUGGCCACCUGUACGACCUGCCCGACGUUGUGGCGGACGCGGUGGUGCCGGACGACCUCAAGGACCGGGUCGAGGUCCACGGCGGCAGCUUUCUCGAUGAGAGCUCCAACAUCCCGGCCGGCGCCGACGCCUACAUCAUGAAACACAUCAUCCACGACUGGGACGACCAGAAGUCGGAGGUGAUCUUGAAGGCGACGAGAAAGGCGAUGCCGGACCACGCCAAGGUGCUGCUCGUGGAGUACACCGUGCCCAUGGGCUCACAACCGUGCUUUGCCAAAGCCAUUGAUCUUCACAUGAUGACGAUGCUGGGCGCCAAGGAGAGAACCAAGGCCGAGUUCACAGCCCUCUUCCGCACUGCGGGCCUCGAGCUGACGCAGGUGGCCGGCGCCGAGGGCGGGGUCAACGUCAUCGAAGCCCGUCUGCCAUCGCACUGA